Notechis scutatus (mainland tiger snake) is the source of this 1820-nucleotide messenger RNA. RefSeq names its product putative G protein-coupled receptor 174. Gene Ontology annotation, cellular component: plasma membrane. Lineage: Eukaryota; Metazoa; Chordata; Lepidosauria; Squamata; Elapidae. Gene Ontology annotation, molecular function: G protein-coupled receptor activity. The record is from RefSeq and is a predicted model, not a curated record. Gene Ontology annotation, biological process: positive regulation of Rho protein signal transduction; phospholipase C-activating G protein-coupled receptor signaling pathway.
AAACCAGGCAAUAUUCAGAAUUCACCUAUGUGGUGCCUCAGCUCUGGUUGUAGCCUUUUCACAUCCUUCCCCUGAGAAUUCAAGAUAGCAACAAUUUUAGAUAAUCUCCUUACCUUUCUUCUAAGCCACUCCAUACUUCACAAGGAAAAUCAUGGCAGCCAAUGACUCAAACUAUAAUGAAGAGGAGUUUUUGAAACGUCUCUAUGCCAUCAUGUACACAAUCAUCCUGAUUCCCGGGCUGAUUGGGAAUGUUCUGGCUCUCUGGGUCUUCUAUGGAUAUAUGAAAGAAACUAAACGGGCUGUGAUUUUUAUGUUCAAUCUUGCAAUUGCAGACUUGGCCCAAGUUUUAUCUCUGCCACUAAGGAUUUUUUAUUACCUGUCUAAAAGUUGGUACCUGGGGAAGGAACUUUGCAUGUUUUGCUUCUACCUCAAGUACGUCAACAUGUAUGCAAGCAUUUACUUCUUGGUUUGCAUCAGUGUGAGGAGGUUCCAAUUCCUCAUGCACCCUCUGAAGUUCAGUGAUUGCAAGCGCAUCUAUGAUAUGUACAUCUGCAUUGUGGGAUGGCUGGUGGUUUGCGUUGGCUGCUUAUCUUUCCCCCUUCUGCGUCUUACCUCCAACAAGACCUGUGCUGACGAUAAAUGUUUUGUCGACCUGCCCUUGAAGACUGCAGAUGAACCUAUCUCAAUAGCAAUGAUGUCCCUGGGUGAGCUGGUUGGCUUUGUAACCCCUCUGUUGAUCAUCUUGUACUGUUCCUGGAAGACCAUCUUAUCUCUCCAAGAGAAGAAUUCUGUUUCCCAAGACCUUGGGGAGAAACAGAAGGCCUUGAAGAUGAUCCUGACUUGUGCUGUUGUCUUUUUGAUUUGCUUUGGUCCUUAUCACAUCAGCUUCCCUUUGAAUUAUUUGGUCAAGACCCAAAAUAUAGAAGAUUCUCAUGCCCGAAAGGCUAUCUUGAUCUUCCACGCAAUUGCCUUGUGUCUUGCCAGUUUAAAUUCCUGCCUCGACCCUAUAAUUUAUUACUUUACCACAGAUGAGUUUCGAAGGCGGCUUUCAAGGCAGGUUUUACAGGACAGCAUUCAAUUUCACAACAUGCACUGCGGACGUGCAAAGCAUCCAUCCGAAAUAAAUAUAGUUGAAUGAUUGAUGGGAAACUCAUAUUAUGAGUGGGGUAGGGUCGAUAAUACCUUUAUUUGUUGUCAUGAUAACUUGGGGAAAAGCACAGAUUUACCACUUAUUUUAAACAUUUCACUAGAAUACUUCUCCAGGUACAACUGGCCCAUAUAACAAUCAUGGGGAUAAAACUCAAAAUAAUGCUGUCUUAUUUAGUUUAACACGGAAUAGAGAGAAACCUGGACAGGCUUUCAACAUUUUGAUGUAUUCUACAACAAUAAAGUAGAAUUCUAGGAAUCCUUGCUAUGUUUGUUCCUCAACCUAGAUUCCUUAUCUCAAGGGGUUCACAUCUAUCUUGAAAGAUUGCCCAAGUUUGUCUCUGACCCAUUUGAUACUAAGAAAAUUAAGAUGGAGUUACCUUGAGUUUCUUUUUCAUUCUUUCUUCUAUUUCUGGCCUGUGUAAUCUCUAGUCCAAAACCCUCCUUAACAGCUCAGUUCUUCUUUCCCCUUUUAAUAGCAUUCUUACACUUCAUACCUCAUUGACAACAAUAAAUCAUUCCAGAUGUUAUUGGAAGGAUAAAUCCUCUUGUGAGAUAGUCGCAUACAGGAUGGAAAAGAGACAAGAGGGGAAAAUGUGCUUCUUUUUGAUAUCUCUUUGAUAAAAAGAUAUGAAGUAACUGCAGUUUUUCUAGAACUUUAAUUUUAUUUUGUA